AUGGCUACAGGUGAUGAGGAUGCAUGGGAGUGGGAAGACGACCCUUCUACGUCGCCCACUUCCUCUGCAGCACGCUCUAACGUACAUGGUCAUCAAGAGGAGACGCAGACGCAUGCAGCCUUACCCGAAUUAUUGUCACCCGAUUCCGGGAAGUGGCAGUUUGAUCUCUCGGAACUCGAGCUCGAGAUGUCGCGGGGACUUCCGCCUGCCUUUGCGUCGCCUUUUAGCGACUGUGAAGGCGCCACGAGCACUGAAAAGAAGCUGAUAGCAGCUGUCGUGAACUUGGAUGCAUGUGGCCGAUCGGACAAGGAGCGGGUACGGACGCUGCAGGCGCUGGCGCUUGUCGUCCGACUGCACGUUCUUGCAGCUCGUGGCAGCUUUGGAGAGCUCCUGAGUGACCUGGAGACACCUACAGAAGCAGUCAAAGACCUUGAAGAAGAGCUGAAGCAAUUGGCUGGAGACUGGGGGGACAAAGAGCUGCUGGAACCGACGCUGCGACCGUCGCGGCGACAGCAGCUAAAGGAGAUGACAGGCUUACUGCGUCAUGCUCUUACUACCGAGGACGAGGACUUGACGCUGUUUCAGCACGUGAUUGAGCAGCUCUUUCGUGGACUGACGGACCAGAAGCUGGUGGUGUCGAUGAAGUGGCUGGAGCAGCGUACUGACGAUGAUAGGGAGAAAGAAGGGGAGACGCUGAGCUACUUGAGGCAAAUCUUGGCUUUGAACACGAGCGAUUGCGGUGAUACGAGUCGCACGACGACGUUGUCAGAGGCGGAGAUUUUUCAGGACGCGAAGGAUAUUGGCCGAGAUGAGUUGCUGAUUAAUGGAGUACAGGUGGAAGGCACUCGGAAAUACGAUGCAGUAGUGGACGCGCUGCAACGUGAGCUAAAGCUUGUACUGGCUAGUCAAGUUGGCAAAACAAUCGAGCACGCGCCCCUGGCUGUGAACAAUGCUCUGCAGUCGAUCGCAAUGGCUGUGCUGCAUGCGAUCAACCGCACUGAGUCGGGUGGGAGCUCGUACGAGGUACUAAGCAAGUUUCUAAGCAGCCAUGAAAUGGACCGAGUGCUGCUUCGUCCAAAUUCCGCUCGAGCUGCUCCGCUUGAAGUUCACGUGGACGUCGGCCCGUACUUGGAGCUCAUUCCUGGUCUUGACAUGGUCAACUGGGCGUUUGGUUUGCGUGUCAAGCUAACUGCUGCGACCUGGUAUUUGGUAUGCGACGCUGACGACCCUACAGAGGAACUGCACGAGUUUGAGACAACGUUCUGUAAUCGAUUGGCCUUCUCAGUCGGACUCGCACCUUUCCAUCCACUCGACAGCAUGCGCAAAGACGGCGGAGAAGUUGCGAUUCGCUUGGUGUUGCCAGCUGGGGACUCCUCGUGCGCCCAGAGUCCUCACCGGCAACGGGUAGAAGAGGAGAAUGUCAUGGGUAAUUCCAAUCACUAG
Peronospora matthiolae is the source of this 1443-nucleotide messenger RNA. Lineage: Eukaryota; Oomycota; Peronosporomycetes; Peronosporales; Peronosporaceae. The record is from the annotation of a GenBank genome assembly.